AUGAGUGAAGAGUCAACAGCGGCUGUUGUUCCUGAUAUAUCGAAUGAACAUAAGCAUACACAUCCGAGUGACACGAGUGGCUCGGCUGAUUCGACAGAGCAGCCGCCAUUGAAGAAAAGUGCCUCAAACGUCCCAAUAACACUUCAUAUUCGGUAUAAAACUCAAACAUUUCCCGUGAAAUGCGAUUUGUACGAUACGUUGAAAGAUCUUAAAGAUAAACUAGAUAAAUUAACUGAUGUUGAUCCUCAAGCACAAAAGUUAGUCAACAAAUCAAUAACGAGCGUGAAGCGAGAUGAUGCAACGACGACGUUAAAAGAUUUGCAUUUAACUGAUGGGCAAACAUUGUUAUUAGUAGGUGCAACUAGAGCAGAAAUUUCAUCAGCAUCGGGAUUGAAAAGUAGCUCAAGUGCAAGUAACGAUUCAGAUGAUUAUGCAUCAGCGUCCAAUAAAAAAGAACCUUUAUGUAAACAAACGAGACAUGAAAAAGUACUUAAAGCCGGGAAACCGGACAACGCUCACUUUGGCAUUCGCUCCCAAAAUGAUUCUCUACCAGCUUCAAUCGAUGGAUUGUACAUGUCAAUGUUGAAUCAAUCUGCCAAGAAAGCGCGAUUGACAUUUAAACUUGAACAGGAUGAAUUAUGGAUCAAUACAGCUGAAACGACGAAAAAGAUACCGAUGACACACAUACGAAAUGUCAUCGAUGAACCGAUUGAGGGACACGAAGAGUAUUCAAUCAUUGGAUUUCAGACCGGUACAACAGAUAACUCGAUAAUAUGGAUCUAUUGGUGUCCAUCACAAUAUGUGAGAUCUAUCCGCCGACAAAUUCUCUCUGAUUGA
Messenger RNA from Adineta ricciae, 837 nucleotides. NCBI's taxonomy places the organism in Eukaryota, Metazoa, Rotifera, Eurotatoria, Adinetida, Adinetidae. The record is from the annotation of a GenBank genome assembly.